AUGGAGGAAUUUUAUAGGUUUAAUCCUACAAUUUCUUGUUCACCAAAUGAUAUUGUUAGACUUGAAAACUUGCCUGUUGGAAACUUUACUGAUGCUACUACCAGUACUACUGAAUUUCACAGUCAACUCGGUAAUUUACUCCAAGCUGGUCAUGAUCAUACACAAGCCAUUGGAUCAGAUAUCUAUGAUGUAAUCAAGGCCCAGAUCGCCAGUCACCCUCGUUAUCCAGACCUAGUUUCUGCAUAUGUAGAGUGCCAAAAGGUCGGUGCUCCUCCAGAAAUGGUGUCUCUUCUUGAAGACAUAGGCAGCGUGAACUACCAAAUCGAUACUUGCUAUGAGAUAGGAGCUGAUCCAGAACUUGACGAGUUCAUGGAAUCAUACUGUGAGGUUCUUCAUAGAUACAAAGAGGAAUUAUCCAAGCCUUUUGAUGAGGCUACUACUUUCUUGAACAGCAUAGAAUCACAACUAAGUAGUCUUUGCAAAGGAACAUUGACAAAAAUAUUCGAUUAUGGCUCAGAUGAGCCAGCAGGGACUUCUGAGGAGGAGUUAAGUUGUGGAGAGGUUGAAGCAUCUGAAAUUCAAGAAUCAUCAGUUGUUCGCUCAAGUGAGCAGAAUCUAAAAGGAAUGCUCUUGCGCAAGUACAGCGGCCAUCUUAGCAGUUUGAGAAAGGAAUUCCUAAAGAAAAGAAAGAAAGGCAAGCUACCAAAGGAUGCAAGGACAACGCUUUUGGACUGGUGGAACCACCAUUAUAGAUGGCCAUAUCCUACGGAAGAGGAGAAGGCGAAGUUAUCAGACAUUACAGGGCUAGAUCAAAAGCAGAUUAACAAUUGGUUUAUCAACCAGCGGAAGCGGCAUUGGAAACCAUCCGAAGAUAUGCGGUUUGCUCUCAUGGAAGGUGUCAGCGGCGACACGCCCAUGGUUCCAAUUCUUACAAAGCAGUUCAGGUUCCUUACUUGUGACCAACAUGAACUUGCUGAAAACCGUAAAUUUGAAGAUGCUGAGAAGCCAGAAAUUCCCUUGCCAAUGGGGGAGGCUGCUGUUGGUUGCUUCCACCACCGUCCAAUUCUUUCAUUUUUGACUUCUAUAUAUGAGAUACUUUCUCACAAUGUCAAGUAA
Dovyalis caffra is the source of this 1116-nucleotide messenger RNA. Lineage: Eukaryota; Viridiplantae; Streptophyta; Magnoliopsida; Malpighiales; Salicaceae. The record is from the annotation of a GenBank genome assembly.